This is a messenger RNA of Cuscuta europaea, 529 nucleotides long. Lineage: Eukaryota; Viridiplantae; Streptophyta; Magnoliopsida; Solanales; Convolvulaceae. The record is from the annotation of a GenBank genome assembly.
GGAUUCGCAGUGAAUGGAAUAAAAAUCUGUUGGUGUGGAGGAGUCUGAAGAUCUAGGGUUGGGUUGAAUGCUUCUGCCGUGGUGAGGAAUAUAGCUUAUAGAACACGCGCGUACCAUGGAGUCCCAAACAGUGCCUUCGUCAUAUCUUCACAAGCCUUCAAUGGUAAUUUGGUUAUACAAAUUGAAGGAGUUGUCGGUUGUCACAUUGCAAAGGGUCACGGUAUCAAACUUGCCGUUAGGCUUAAAGCGAGGCUAUUUGAUUCUCGGGCAUGUCUUAUACGAAGUACUCCGUAUUUCACCUGCGCGUCCUUCCCUUUUCUGCUUUUCCGUUCAAGAAAGGCCAGCAAGCAGCCGCAUCCAUGAUUUUGAAACUCUUAUUUGGAUGUUCUGGAGUCCUCUAUUAUUCAUCUAUAAAUAUCUGGCACCUGCUAUGUAGCAUUUUUUUAAAAUUCUUGACAUUGUCUUGUAAUCUCUUUCUUCUCUUCUAAUGAAUUAUAUAUUUCCUUAACAUUUAAAUCCAAUUUAAUUC